AUGGAGAAUACCGUGGGCCUUCGUGAGUCUAUUUCCUUGGAUCCCACCAGCAAGCCACAUCAUGAUCUGGGGCUUACACUUUCCCCCGGGUCUCAGCCUCAGCUGGCGGUGCCCUUUUCCAACAACAACGAGGAGGAUGUGGAUGAUCUAGCCUCCCUGUUCGAGAUGGAUGACGACUUCGACCCAUUCAGCGACUUUGGUAAGCUCGCCCACCAAACAGAUCCAAAACAUGCCUCGAAGAAGCGCACCAGCGAUGCGGCAUUCGAAGGAGAUAUCGAGCUAUCUCCAAGCAAGAGACAGAACCAGGAGCAGCACGUCUCGGUGGCGGCAGAGACGUUCACGCAGCCACCCGAUAUUCACCCCACCAGUCGAGGCUCCAUUCCGUCUAUCCCAUCCCAUUCCCCUUUUCUUACAUCUGAAGCCCCUGCGUCAGCUAGCUCUACGAUCAAGAAUACAUUCAAACUCAACCAAGAGAGUUUGGCUCGCGUUGCAGCUGUCGAGGCUUUCGCUCAACGCAAGUCGAGUGCAAAGCACAUCUCGCCAUAUGCCCCUGUCGGGUAUUAUCCAUCAACACCUAAUCUACACUGCAUGAUUGGUGGAGAGACAGACUCGAAUGAAGCUCUCAAAAGCCGCCUGGACAGUUCCCGACGUCGCCUCAAUGUUGUCAUCGCCGAGCGGAACAAGUACCGUGAUGCCUUGCUCAAGUACGAACAGGUAGACCCUGAGACUGGCAUGCUGGGAGUUCAAAAGUUGGAGUCAGAAGCCCUACGGUUGCGUCGCCUGGCCUCGAAUCAUCGAUAUCGGAUGGACCAGCUCAAGGCAGAAGCUCAGGAGUGGAAAGAUAGAUACGCUGCCUUGGGAACGACUCACAAUUGCCUAAUUCGGGACUAUCAAACACUUCAAGCGACCACGUUCCCCCCACCCUCCACUGGACAGGCACCCCCAGAGGUACCCACGGCUGCCUUCACCUCACCUCCAAACAAUAUCCAAAGCAGCUACGAGCAAUUGUCCCAGGCAUUCAAUGUCUUGUAUGCUGCCUACCUUCGAGCGACCCGGCCCUCCAACUCAAAUACUUCCAUCCCCUCCCCGUCUUCUCCUCUUUCCAUCUCUUCUCCAACCCAAACCUUCAGAUCUGGCAACCAAAACUUCAAAGCCCCUACCUACCACUGUGAACAAUCUGAAAAAUCUCCUGACUCGGAUACCUGUUCACCACCUACUCAUACCUGCUUACCACCUACCGCACCACCUACUGUCUCAUCACCUACUCUCGCGCCGCCUACUCACUCACCACCUACCAACGCGCCACCUCUUCUCUCACCACCUACUCUUAUGGAAGAUCGUCCCACAGAUCUUCCCUCGACUCUUUUGGAAGACCUUCCACCAAAUCUUCCAACACCUCUUUCCGCUCCUUCUCCACCUGGUGAGCCCGCUACAAUGGCCACCAACUACACCAACUCCAUCCUCUCUAGCCCCCGCGGCUACUUGCCGCCAAUGUCCCCUGAGGAAGCGGCCAUCCUCCUACAGCAGGCCGGCAUCCCCUUCUUUCUGCCGUCCCGGAACCUUGUUGCUUCUCAUCAGGCAACGGGCCCCACCAUGACUACCACCUCGCCGCCUGCCACCGCCGCCAUCACCACCACCACCGCCGCCACCCCGCCUGCUCCUAAUGUGCCUCCCAAGGACAUCGUGGUCAUCGACCUGACCGGCGACUCAGACACAGAAGUGAGCCCCCAAGGAUCCCAUACCCAAUCUCCAACCCCCCUGCUGACCCAAGACCCUAGCCCGUUGACCGACUUCCGCCCCCGCUUCCGCAAGAAGAAGCUGACCUGGCUCCAUGAGAACAACAGCCAAGACGAGGACUACGAGAUUGCAGACUCGCUCUGCAAAACCCUCAAUUCGCGCAAGCGCAAGCGCAAACUCGGCAAGAAGUUCGUCGAGACCACCUGGGCACAGUGCUACGGGCACGUCCAAGCCAAGAAGCACGUGCGCUGGGUCCUGGGGGGGCCGUUGUCCCCGCUCACCUGUGUGCCCUCCUCUUCCCCGGUUGCCGCCGAGGGCAAUACUCCCUCACACAGCAUCACCGAUGACGAUGACUUUGAUGAGUUCGCUCGGAUGCUGGAGGAGCCCCUGGCCCGCGGCAAGACCCCGGAGGAGGAGGGUAUCGCCGCCAACAGCACCACCUCGCCCCCUUCGGGCCCUUCCUGCCCCGACAUCGAGGCCAAGAGUGAUACUCCCCCACACAGCAUCUCUGAUGACGAUGACUUUGAUGAGUUCGCUCGGAUGCUGGAGGAGUCCCUCGCCCGCGGCAAGACGCCGGAGUAG
This is a messenger RNA of Penicillium subrubescens, 2319 nucleotides long. RefSeq lists its product as uncharacterized. Lineage: Eukaryota; Fungi; Ascomycota; Eurotiomycetes; Eurotiales; Aspergillaceae. The coding region runs from base 1 to 2319 and encodes 772 amino acids. The record is from RefSeq and is a predicted model, not a curated record. The transcript is spliced from 2 exons.